This is a messenger RNA of Vitis riparia (riverbank grape), 2418 nucleotides long. RefSeq names its product probable inactive receptor kinase RLK902. Gene Ontology annotation, biological process: protein phosphorylation. The transcript is spliced from 2 exons. Bases 357 to 2180 code for a protein of 607 amino acids. Lineage: Eukaryota; Viridiplantae; Streptophyta; Magnoliopsida; Vitales; Vitaceae. Gene Ontology annotation, molecular function: ATP binding; protein kinase activity; protein binding. The record is from RefSeq and is a predicted model, not a curated record.
GGUGGUUGAGUGGUAGGGCAGGCGAGAAGGAAAAAAGUAGGAGGAAGAGAAAAUGAAAGUAUUUUGUUUCUAUGUCAAAACCCGUGUUAUUAAUUAGUUGAAUGCGAAGACUCAAGAGGUGAUUUGAUUAAUUCGUUAUAAUAAGAUGAGGAAGAUGUUUGGAAGAGUUGCAAGGGGUUUGAAAAUGGACUUUUCCUGGGGUUUUUAGGCCAAAAAAAGUCCGUGUGUAGACCAAGUCCAUGCACAAGAAAUAUGAAAAAACCAUCAUGCAAUAUUUAAAAUCUGAUUAUGAGUUCCUUCAAAAACCCCCCAUGCAAUGCAAAAACUUACCCACCGGAUUUCCCUAAACUCCACACAUGUACUCUCACCUCUUCACACUGCUCCUCCUCUUCUUCUACUUCCCUCCCGCUAAACCUGACCUUUCUUCCGACAGAGCUGCCCUUCUCGCCUUCCGCGACUCCGUCCGCGGCCGCACCCUCAUCUGGAACGGUACCGACACAUGUUCCUGGGAAGGUAUCCAGUGCGAUGCUGACCGCGUUACCUCCCUACGCCUUCCCGCCGACGACCUCACAGGUAAUAUUCCCCCCAACACACUCGGUAACCUUACCCAACUCCGCGAUCUCAGUCUACGGGGGAACUCCCUCACCGGUAACCUCCCCUCGGAUUUGGGCUCCUGUACGCAACUCCAGCGGCUAUUCUUGCAGGAUAAUCAGUUUUCUGGCCAGAUACCGGCGGAACUCUUCCUGCUGAAUAACCUUGUUCGCUUGGACUUGUCGAUAAAUAAUUUAUCCGGCGAGAUCUCGCCGGGGUUUGGGAAUCUCACAAAGUUGAGAACUUUGUAUUUGGAGAGAAACCAACUCAACGGGUCUAUUCCAGAUUUGAACCUCGGGUUGCGCUACUUUAAUGUUUCUUACAAUAGAUUGAGUGGCUCUAUUCCAAAAGGUCUUAGAAAUUUUGGCUCAGAUGCAUUUCAAGGGAAUUCACUAUGUGGUAGCCCCCUUGCGUCUUGCCCCGACAGUGGAAAUAAGCUCUCCGGUGGAGCGAUUGCUGGAAUUGUCAUUGCUUCCGUCAUCGGUCUGGUUUUAAUUAUUAUAGUUGUAUUGAUUUUUUUUAGAAAAUAUAGGAGGACGACAAGAACAGGGCCUGAAUUUGAAAUUCCUAGCAAUCAACCAGUUGAUAAGGGAGAAAACGGUGGUGGGAUAAAUGGGUUUCCAGCAGAAAAGGCAGCAAAUGGAGUUGAGAAAAUUAGGAAUGCUAAUGGGUUGGUGUUUUUGGGGAAUGGUUUAAGUGUAUUUGAUUUGGAGGAGCUGUUGAGAGCCUCAGCUGAGGUGUUGGGGAAGGGGACAUGUGGUACUACUUAUAAGGCUAUGGUGGGGGAAGGGGUUGAAGUGGUUGUGAAGAGAUUGAGAAAUAUAUGUGUUUAUGAGAGGGAAUUUCUGGAGGAGGUUGCAAGGUUAGGAGGGAUGGUUCAUGAAAAUUUGGCAUCUAUCAGAGCAUAUUAUUACGGCAGGGAUGAGAAGCUUCUUAUCUAUGACUGCUUGCCCAUGGGAAACUUGUCCUCACUUUUACAUGGAGACAGAGGUGCAGGGAGAGCUCCACUGAGUUGGGAAGUUAGGGGUAGAAUUGCUUUAGGAGCUGCCCGCGGUAUCAACUAUCUACAUUCUCAUGGCCCCAAUGUCUCCCAUGGCAACAUCAAGUCAUCCAAUAUCCUGCUCACCAAUUCCUGUGACGCUCAAGUUACAGAAUUUGGCAUAGUCCAACUGGUUUCCGUGACCUCUGCUCCCAAACAUUCAGGCUAUUGUGCACCAGAGGCCAGGGGUUCCUAUACAGUUUCCCAAAAAGCCGAUGUCUACAGUUUCGGUGUUGUGCUUUUGGAACUGCUGACAGCCAAAGCUCCCGCCUAUGCCCUUUCCAACGAGGAAGAGAUGGACCUUCCUAGGUGGGUGGAGUCUGUGGUUCAGGAAAGGGGGGCGAUUGAUGUGUUUGAUCUUGAGCUUCUUAAGUAUGACAACAUUGAGGAGCAAGUUGUUCAGCUGUUACAUCUUGCUCUGCUUUGUACUUCUAAACACCCUAAAAGACGCCCCUCCAUGGCUGAGGUGACAAGGCAGAUUGAGCUGAUUUUUGGGUCGGGGCUGCUGGAGUAUGAGCCACAGCCUAAUCAGAUUGAAGAUGGAUCAUGACCAUUGGUUAUGUUCCUCGUCUUAAUGAAGUUUUUGAGAGCCGCUUUUCUCGCUCACAGGGCCUCAACUGUGGGAUUUUUUCAUUUACUUUUAGAGUUUGCCUCCCCUUUUCUCUUCUGCUUUUCUUACGUUUUUUCUCCCGCAUUUGUAUUGAUUGGGGGGUUUGAGGAAGCUGGUGUUUGCUGUAAUUAUAUUAUUAUUAUUUUUUUUGUUUUUAUUUAGUUAUAUGUUAAUUUAA